UUAGUAGGCUUUGGAAAAAAUUAAGUGGCAUUGUUUGCAGUCACCAUGGAUGUUUUACUUUCAAAACUCAUUUAUACUGGAUCGGUUCUGCCACUGGUAAGUGGAAUGCAAUAGUUGUUGCAACAUAAAAUGAUGGCCGGGGCCGAUCCUCAGUCGUUCUCGUUCGAGACCAGGGACAUCGGCACCAACACGAUGGUCACGAUGAACGGCAACAUCCUAAAGUCGAAAGGACGCUGCCACACUAUGCACGAGGUCGCCUACAAGUGGAAGAAGGACUGCCGCAUCUGGCUCUGGAAGAACGACUAUCAGUUCAAGACGAAGCGCUCGAUCGCCGAACGCAUUGCGGAGGGCAUGAUCUACGAGGCCGAACAGUUCGACUGACAACUUUGUUCAUUUAAAAUUAGUAUUUAGUUGGUAGAUUGAACACCUGACACACUGACCGUUCGUAAUGUAGGUUUUCGUUUUUUGGAUUGAAUAAUCCACCAAUGUUUUAUUAAUCAAUAUUUCACUGUAAUGACUUUAAUGAAGAUUCACUUUUGUCCAUUUUGAUACCUAACUUUCUAUAUAUUUA
Messenger RNA from Aethina tumida (small hive beetle), 571 nucleotides. RefSeq lists its product as uncharacterized. The coding region runs from base 130 to 381 and encodes 83 amino acids. The record is from RefSeq and is a predicted model, not a curated record. NCBI's taxonomy places the organism in Eukaryota, Metazoa, Arthropoda, Insecta, Coleoptera, Nitidulidae. The transcript has a single exon.